AUAAUAGUUUUUGGGAAGUGUGCUGUUAAAUCCACAGGCCAGCCAGCUCACUGCCCACGAAUUCGAUUACGGUUGGUUCACACCUUCAGUUACGUAUACACUCCUCUGUCCCAUGAUUCGAGAUUUGCGCCUGCAAAUUCGCGAGUUUGCUGCGCCAGUUGCGCAAAAACUGGGCAUCAGCAAGAUCUCUGACUUUGCCGAUGUUAUCUUGCUCUCUUUCGUGUUCUUUACUACUGUGCACAAUACUCUCUCACCUGCUGUAAGUAGUGUACUCUUUCCUGUGUCAUAUGGGAAAGCGGGACAGAGAGCGAGGAAUAACUGGGAUAUACGUGUGGCUUCGCUCGUCCAUGCUAUCUUAAUCAUAUUCCUUGCUGGGCGUUGUCUCAAUCUUCCGAGCCUUGACCAAAAUCGUGCCUUUGGUUGGCAUGAAGAUGCAGGGUUUUUGAUAGCUAUCGCAACGGGUUACUUCAUCUGGGACACAUUAGAAUCGAUUAUCCAUUUUAGUGACAUUGGAUUCGUUUUCCAUGGCAUCUCUUGCCUUCUGAUAUAUGGCCUUUCGUUUACACCCUUUGUUCAUUACUAUGCAGUGCGCUUCUUGUUUUGGGAGCUAAGCACUGUGUUCUUGAACAUCCAUUGGUUCUUGGACAAGAUAGGAAAAACAGGCAGUACCCUUCAGCUUGUCAAUGGUAUUGUUCUCAUUACAACCUUCUUUUGUGUGCGCUGUAUCUGGGGUGCAAUGAUGUCCUAUGACUUUUUCGUAACUUUGAAUAGCGUAUACGACCAAGUUUUGACACCAUACCUCAUCAUUUAUGGGGGCGGCAACAUCUUGCUUCAAGGGCUCAACUGGUUUUGGUUCACCAAGAUGGUAGCUGCGCUUGCAAAAAGGUUUCAAGGAACACCCGACGGUCACAAGGUCGUCAACGGAAAAACUAAGACAUAACCCUCUUUUGUACAUUUUGUUGUUCUAGGGGUCGAAUGCCAGUAGUAACAGAUACUAUAUGUUUAAAUACAUAGCCAUCCAAUCA
Messenger RNA from Suillus bovinus, 1025 nucleotides. Its product is annotated as DUF887-domain-containing protein. Gene Ontology annotation, cellular component: membrane; endoplasmic reticulum. The transcript has 9 exons. Gene Ontology annotation, biological process: lipid homeostasis. The coding region runs from base 113 to 940 and encodes 275 amino acids. NCBI's taxonomy places the organism in Eukaryota, Fungi, Basidiomycota, Agaricomycetes, Boletales, Suillaceae. The record is from RefSeq and is a predicted model, not a curated record.